Messenger RNA from Mucor velutinosus, 210 nucleotides. RefSeq lists its product as uncharacterized. Gene Ontology annotation, biological process: electron transport chain; mitochondrial respiratory chain complex I assembly. Lineage: Eukaryota; Fungi; Mucoromycota; Mucoromycetes; Mucorales; Mucoraceae. Bases 1 to 210 code for a protein of 69 amino acids. The record is from RefSeq and is a predicted model, not a curated record. Gene Ontology annotation, cellular component: mitochondrion. The transcript has a single exon.
AUGUCCAAGUCUCACGUUGAAUCACAAGUAAAGCAACCCAUCUACCACGACCCUUGGGCCAGACGUGAAGCCUGGCGCAAGCACCCCAUCUUCUCAAAGAGCUCCAACUUCAAAACUAUGUUUCCUGGACUCGGUAUUGCAACUGUCGCUUUUGCUGCCUAUUGCACCUAUGAACAUUUCUUCCUCAACAACAAGAAGAGCCAUCAUUAA